Molecule: messenger RNA, 615 nt
Organism: Prorocentrum cordatum
Lineage: Eukaryota; Dinophyceae; Prorocentrales; Prorocentraceae
Source: the annotation of a GenBank genome assembly
AUGAUGGGCUCCGGCUCGCACGAUGGCUUCGGCCCGGACCAGAUGUCGGGGCUCAUGGAGAUGCUGGGGGUCAACAGGGAGCCCGAGCAGGACGAGGCCAGCAAGCCGCCGUCGUACAACCCCGCCGCCCUCACUGGAGGCAAGGGGAGCCAGGCGGCCCCCAACAUGAAGGUGGCGGUGCGGCAGGGGAAGAAGAAGACCGAGGAGGCCAUCUGGCAGCCGGAGGAGUUCAAGGCCGCCUCCGGCGUCGUGGUGAAGGAGCAGGGCGACGACCGCGUGGCCCCGAGGUACGAGGUGAUGCCUCGACAACGGGUUGGCGCUUCGGACGCGUUCCUGAAUUUGCAGGAGCUCGACCCGUCCAGCGACAGGUGCCAGGAGCUGCUGGUGAAGAUCUGGCUCCCCGACACGCAGCUGAAGGACAUCUCCCUCGACGUCCUGGAGGACCGGGUGUUGCUUCAGGCGCCGAAGCACAGGCUGAACUUGCCGUUGCCGCAGCGGGUCAAGAAGGACUCCGGCAAUGCGAAGUGGGACAAGGUCAGCGGCCUGCUGUCGGUAGUUAUCCCGAUCGACAUGAAGGUCAAGUACUUCAGCCGCCCAGAGGAGGUCUUCACUUGA